AUGGAUAAAACGAAAGGCAAAAAAACCAGAACAGCUCGAAUAAUUAAAAAAUUUUAUAUAAACUGGAAUCACAGAAGGCAGAGCUGGAGAAUCAGUUUUUACUACAACUGUUUAGCAAUUGUAACUGCAAUUAAUAUCGUACUUAAUUUGAUAUUUCAACAACUUAUCAAGUCUUUCAAUUUCUUUAUAAAUUACUCAUGUGAAUAUGAACAUAUUAAUUUUAUAUUAACAGAUUUAUUAAUUUUUCUUAUUUUGACUAGCUUUAUUACCAUUUUCGCCUUUUUUUUAUCAAGAAUAUGUUCACUGCUUUCAAAUUUUACAAUCAAUGAUUUUAUGUCCCUAGGAAAAUGGACUGAAAGAAUAGGAUGCACUGUUAAAUGGUUUCCUUGGUUAUUAGCAAUCCUACUUAUAUUAUGGUUUAUUUUAAAUGUAUUUAAUUUAAUUACUAUAUAUGUUACCCCAAAUUGGUGGUGCAAAAGACGUUUAAACGACUUAGCGACACAUGUGGUUAACAACUGCCGAAUGUUUGAAGGUAGAACUGCAGCAUGUACAAAUGAUAUGCAAGAACUUAGUGGUAGUACUAAUAUAAGCAAUAUUCGAAAAUGCAAUGAUCUAGAUUAUCUAAAAAACCAUAAUUAUUUUACGUUCAUCCCUGAUUUGGAUAAUAAAAAUUAUAUGCAAUGCACUUUCAAUAAUAUUAAUAUUUGUACAUUAUACAGAAAUUUAAGGAACAACAAACAAAUAAUGGAAAAAGCUGAAAGUUUUAAAAUAGAAGGAUGUUUACAAAAUCCUCCAUCAGAAAUUCAAGAAUUUUAUGUUAAUAAUAUCGAAAUUAGUGAUUUAUAUAAAUAUUCUCAAAUAUUUACUGUUGGAAGUAAUGUUACUUUUUUUCUUCUUAUAUUCUUUUUCUAUUUUGUAAAACGUACAACACAAUUUGAUGGAUUGUUUUAUCAAUCUAUAGAUAGUUCCGAUAUAUAUAUAUUACGCAUUCUACGACCUUUAACCCCAUGGACCUGA
Messenger RNA from Plasmodium malariae, 1017 nucleotides. RefSeq names its product conserved Plasmodium protein, unknown function. NCBI's taxonomy places the organism in Eukaryota, Apicomplexa, Aconoidasida, Haemosporida, Plasmodiidae. The record is from RefSeq and is a predicted model, not a curated record. The coding region runs from base 1 to 1017 and encodes 338 amino acids. The transcript has a single exon.